Mizuhopecten yessoensis (Yesso scallop) is the source of this 3000-nucleotide messenger RNA. RefSeq names its product sodium- and chloride-dependent glycine transporter 2-like. The record is from RefSeq and is a predicted model, not a curated record. The transcript has 13 exons. Gene Ontology annotation, biological process: sodium ion transmembrane transport. Bases 333 to 2195 code for a protein of 620 amino acids. NCBI's taxonomy places the organism in Eukaryota, Metazoa, Mollusca, Bivalvia, Pectinida, Pectinidae. Gene Ontology annotation, cellular component: membrane.
UUCCAUGGUUACAGUGAUUUACCAUGGUGAGGUUUUACGGUGUAUAACGCUUCAAACCGAACACAAAAUUAACACUGUAGCCUAUGGGAAAUGGCGUCGUCUGCAUUUGUUUGUCCGACCCGGAGGCGAUCUGCGCGAGGGAGAUAUCACGUGAUAAAAUCAGCCUGACUGAUUGGUCAAGCGUGUCUGCGGUGGAUCGGUGUAUUCGUCGUCAUCUGUUCAAUUAAUAAAGUGACUUAAAAUUACAUUCAUUUAAUUUCUCUAACGACAUAAUAGUGUCUGUCAUUUACACUGACACAAAUCCGAGACGAGCAGCGUCUGCAGUGUCACAGAUGGCUGACAUGGAGGAGAUAGUGGAAAUGGGACUAUUGGAACCCUGUGUGGAAACCAGUCAUGCUUCACCAAACAGGGAAGUUUUCAGUCGGAAAAUUGAAUAUAUGUUAGCUCUGAUUGGCAAUACUAUCGGGCUAGGGAACGUCUGGAGAUUUCCAUACCUAUGUAUGAGGAAUGGCGGAGGUGCGUUCCUCGUCCCUUUUGUGAUAUUUAUGGUGAUAUGCGGAAUGCCUUUGUACUACCUGGAACUUUCUCUUGCACAGUUCGCCGGGAAAAGCACACUUGUUGUCUGGGAAAUUUGUCCCCUUUUCAGAGGCCUGGGGUUCUCCAUGUGCUGUAUUUCCUUCGUGUGCACCUGGUAUUCCGGUCUGAUCAUGGCGUGGACUCUUUGUUAUCUUUUCUACUCCUUCUUUCCCACACUGCCGUGGUCCACGUGCGACAAUUCCUGGAAUACGGACAUGUGCGUGACACUAAGGACCAAGAUUGUGACGUCCAACAACAUCACAACCCUUGACAACAUGACGUAUUUUGAUAACAACACGUCAAUGACGGCAUCAGAAACGCUCACAGAUAUCGGCUUCUACCCAACGGCUGCAAAUGAGUUCUGGAGAUACCAGAUACUGCACGCAUCUAGCGGGUUGGACGACGUGGGCACACCACAGUGGCAUAUUGUUCUGGCGCUCUUUCUCAGCUUCUUCAUUACCUUCCUGUGUAUUGUGAAGGGUGUCAGGUCUGUUGGAAAGGUGGUGUACGUGUCCGCCGCCCUGCCAUACCUACUGCUGACAGUUAUUCUCAUUCGAAGUCUCACCCUGGAAGGUUCACUGGAUGGAAUAAUGUAUUUUAUAGAACCAGAUUUCAAAAAACUCGGGAACUUUCAGGUGUGGUUUGAGGCCGCUGUGCAGGCCUUCUUCUCUCUAGGCCCGGCAUGGGGAGGUGUUCUCACAAUGGCCAGCUUUAGUGACUUUAAAAACAAGACUCUUAAUGACACUGUGGUCGUGCUCGUGGUCGACAUACUUACGGCAUUCUUCUGCGGAUUUGUUGUUUUCUCCAUCGUCGGCUUCCUGGCAAGGGAAGCCAAUCUGACCAUUACUGAAGUGGCCGAAUCAGGUCCAGGGCUGGUAUUUAUGGCCUACCCAGAAGCCUUAGCGAGACUUCCGUUACCACAAUUGUGGUCUGUAUUGUUCUUCAUCAUGGUGUUUAACGUCGGACUGGAUACAGAGUUUGCUAUGGUGGAGACAAUAACAAGUGGACUAAAAGACAUGUACCCGAGGAGUCUUGGAGACCGGAAACACAAUGUACAUGUACUUCUGGCCGCGUUUUCAGUUUACUUUGUCACAAGUAUCAUUCUUGCUACACAGGCUGGUGUCUACAUCUUUCAGUUAAUUGACUGGUACGCGUCUGUCUUUUGCAUCUUCUUUUUUUCCCUCCUGGAGUGUAUCGGAAUAGGAUGGAUAUAUGGUGCUGAACGAUUCAGUCAUGAUGUCAAGAUAAUGACAGGUUAUUCAGUCCCCGUGAUAAUCCGGAUUUCGUGGUGUUUAGUCACACCUGUCAUCAUGAUUGUUCUGAUCAUAGUGAGCUUCAUGAAAUACGAGGAGCCGACAUACAAAGGUUAUGUGUACCCGUCGUAUACCAGUAUACUAGGUACCUUCAUCUGUCUGGCUGCUGUAAUCCCAAUACCUGUCAUCACGUGUCUCGACAUUAUCAGAACACCUGGCUCCCUAAAACAGAGAAUAAAAAUAUUGCUGCAGCCACCAGCAGCCUGGGGUCCAAAAGAUGAGAAGGCGAGACAAACCUACAAGAUGUUCGAAUACUGCGGUAGCGUGUAUCAGAACAUUAAGACAAAUAUGUUUGGAUCGCGAUGAUUAUAUUUUGAGUUUAACGACACAUUCUUUAUAAUCAUUAGUUUUGGAUCCAGGAUAGAUAAAAAAGAUGUGUACUUUGCUUAAGUCUUGCUUUUCGUUAACUUUUUAUGCGAUUUGAUGAACCAAAACCCGUUUGAGAAUAGCAUUUAUCAUAACACUAAGACAAAUAUAUUUGGAUCGCGAUGAUUACAUAAUUUGAGUUUAACGAUACAUUGUUUAUGAUCAUCAGUUUUUCAUCUAGAGUGUGUACUCUGCUUUAGCCUUGCUAAUAAAUAACUUUGAAUCGACUCUUAUCAGCCAAAUCCAUUUAAGAAUAAUUUGUACAACAUAUUUGAAAAACAUAUCCUUACCAUAAUACUCGUAAAUAAAUAACAUUUUAUAUAUUAUACUUGUUCAUUUUUAACAAAUAAGUUCUUUUUCUUAUUGCUUAAUAAAAACAACUGAGGUUAUUCUAUAAGACGUUGGAGUUUAUUAUAAAAGUGUAAACAAAGUUAUAAGCUGUAACAUAGCUAAAGUAAAAAACAAAUGAAUGUUGGAGUGGGAACAAAUAUGUGAUGCCAACUCGAAAUCGAUCAAACAUGGACAAAUAUCAAUAAAGGAAAUAUUUAAAUGGACGUCAUUGAAGUAAAAACCCAGUAGAAUAAGACCUGUUGUUUAGGUGUUCCAUCAACGACGUUCGCUGGCAAAUGUAGGGCAAAUGUCACGUCCUCAACUUUAAGGUACCUAUUUCAGAUGUAUUGUUCUUGAUGCACCCAUGGAAACAGUCUGACAUAUAUAAUAUUGUUUCUUUCAUUAUAUUAAGAUU